This is a messenger RNA of Encephalitozoon romaleae SJ-2008, 564 nucleotides long. RefSeq names its product dephospho-CoA kinase-like protein. The record is from RefSeq and is a predicted model, not a curated record. Gene Ontology annotation, molecular function: ATP binding; dephospho-CoA kinase activity. NCBI's taxonomy places the organism in Eukaryota, Fungi, Microsporidia, Unikaryonidae. Gene Ontology annotation, biological process: coenzyme A biosynthetic process. The coding region runs from base 1 to 564 and encodes 187 amino acids. The transcript has a single exon.
AUGAGAAUCAUUGCUAUAACAGGAGGGAUAGGAACAGGUAAAACAGCCUUAUUAAACAUCCUGAAGGCGAGAGGCCAGGCAACGAUCAAUGUUGAUGGUUUGGUCCAUGAAAUACUAAACGGAGAGGACAUAAAGAGCAUACGACAAAGGUUUUUUACCGAUCCUAAGUUCAGAAAAGCUCAUGAGAAAAAAAUAAGGCCGAAAAUAUAUAUAGAAACAGCUAAAAGGGUAAUAUAUUUACUGUUAGCGGGAUAUUCUGUUGUAUUUAUCGAGAUUCCAUUGUUGUUCGAGCUAGACCUCCACCAUUACUUCUAUACAAUAGUUGUUGCCUGUGACGAAAACCUUCAAAUGAUGAGGGGAAGGAAAAUAAGUUACUUGAAGGAGAGAUUAUCCUUUCAAAUUCCCAUGGAAAAGAAAAUCAAGCUUGCCCAAGAGGUUAUAUAUAACAAUGGAAACAUUGAUGAUCUAAUAGAUAGUGCCAGCGAUCUUAAUUUUUCUGGAUCCAGCAUAUAUUGCUGCCUAACAAUUAUAUUAACCAUAAUUCUUCUAGUGGUUUGUGAAUAG